GUUAACUAAUAAUCCAUGGAGAAACACAUUCGCUGCUUGCUCCAUUAUUGGUACCACUCGAUCCCUCUCUCCAACAUUGCUAAAUAAAGACAGAACACUUUGCGAAGAGUGAGAUUUUCAUUACAAAUUUGAUUAGAUUGCUCUUUAUGAGGUGACAGUAUCGAUUACUACACGUGCUGGUUAAUCCUCAAAAUUCUUUUUAAGGAUCUUUUAGUAACUGCGAAAGAUUCCAAAAAGUGUUUUUGGGUUUUGUUUCAUUUUCCUGUUUGCCUCAGAUUCGUUCUUGUCAUCUUCAAAAACCAUAGAAUUUGAUGUCAUGCUUGUGGGUGCUAGUGCAUAACAGGCUUAAGAACUCAUUUGGUCACAAUACUUUUUUACAAGCUUUGAAGAUUAAGAGCUACUCUGUUAAAAGAAUACUUCAGACUUUUGGUUGAAACUGUAUAGAUAGUUGACAUGGUUCAGAACCUAGAAGCUAUCAAGGGCAGUGGAGGUUCCAUCAAGGUGGGGACCACUGGAACAAUCAGUGCACUGAUGACAAGGGAACUGGAAUCCAUUAAAUCUGCAUCACAGGCAUCAGUAUCUCAUCAAGAUAAGCCUAAGACUGUUCCUAUCUCAGUUCCCUGUAGUGCAACUACUCCUAGAAGACUACGAGCAAGAAAAUCAUUGGAUGAAGCAAGCAGCAGUGGUAGUAGCAGCAGUACUAAAUGUAGAAGCCCUGAAACAGCUCGGAAGAUGAAAAGCUACACUAAAAGUGCCCAUCGAAUGCCAAUGCUCCGUUCUGAGAAUGUAACACUGGAGAGAACUACUAGUAGGGAGAAAACCAAAAAGAAAGGGACUAACAUUGUUGAAGUUGUGGACAUAAAAUGUGGUCAGCCAGAUAAGGCAUGGAUUAGCCCGGUAACCAGCAAACUCAAGAAGCUUGGUUUCUCAAAGCUAUCUGAGAGCAUUGUCUAAACUUGCAAGUUCUUGACAUCAGAUUUCAGGUUCCUGUAACUGAACCCUGAAGUCCCGAUUGGCCGGUUGUUGUUUGAAACUUCCACCAUAGAACACAUGCUUGGUAGAAGCCUGCUGCUUCCUUUCUUUUUCUUUUUUGGGGUUGUUAUCACAGAUCCAAGGGUGGAUUUGGAUUGAAUACUACUAGUUGAGGCUAUUCCAGAAGUAGUAUGGGACUUGGGCUUCUGUGAGCUUUCUGGACAGGCUAAUUCUAGUUGGCUGAAAUACCUGAUUUCUUGCAUUACGAGGGACCCAAUGGUUCCUCGAGUGCCUAUGUCUACAGGAUUCUGUGCUGCCAUGUCUUCAGGACUUUUGUGGUUAUGGUGCUAGAUUUAUGCUUGUUUUGUUUGUUCAGGUGAAGUAGGCUUGCAGACGAAGAGAAAUGGGUUGGGAUCUUGAAUCUUGAUCUGGGAGGGGGAAAUGCUUCUCUGGGGCAUAUGGUGAUUGGCCCUAUAGCCUCCACCCAGUGUUUUGAUAUGAAUUCUUUACCUCAUGUUCUCUAUCUGAAGUGAAGAGCAUUAGAUUUCCCCUAUUUAAAAGAUUAGAUAGUGACAUGUUCAUUGUAUUCAUGUGCUUGCUGUCUAUCCAUUUAAUUUGCUAACCACUAUACUGUUUCCUCUUUUAACAUGAUGGUUCUGAUUCACA
Hevea brasiliensis (rubber tree) is the source of this 1638-nucleotide messenger RNA. RefSeq lists its product as uncharacterized. The record is from RefSeq and is a predicted model, not a curated record. The transcript has 2 exons. Bases 454 to 954 code for a protein of 166 amino acids. Lineage: Eukaryota; Viridiplantae; Streptophyta; Magnoliopsida; Malpighiales; Euphorbiaceae.